Messenger RNA from Symbiodinium natans, 1623 nucleotides. The record is from the annotation of a GenBank genome assembly. NCBI's taxonomy places the organism in Eukaryota, Dinophyceae, Suessiales, Symbiodiniaceae.
AUGGCCACUGAUGAGGCAUCAGUGCAAGCAGCUGCUUUCCUGAAAGCAGCUGAGAAGGGCGCGCUUGACGUUCUGGCGGCACAGUUUCAUUCUGCGCCGUUCAUUUGGCUGCUCGAGCCGGCCAUGGUGAGGCAUGCCAGGGGUUUGUCACCAGCCAAGUUUGGAAAUCAUUGGCAUGCCUCCCUGUUUGAUGUGCAGCCACUGGAGCGUGCGGAGCUUGCAGAGCUCGCAGAGCUUGCACCUGCCUCGAGCUUAGGGCAGGCCAUCUCGGUUUUGUCCUUUGUGGAUAUCCUGGAAGCGACGGCCUGCAACCGGAAGUGGCGGCAACUUGGCUGUGAGCUGACCCACAUCCCUGCCUUGUCCACCAAGCCGCUGCACGAGCAACGUGAGAACCGUGAGGACUGUGAGAGCACGAAGGACAAUAAGGAGAUCCGCCCCAUCCUGCUGCCCGUGCUUCCGUGUUUGCUGCUAGUCGUCUCGCGCUUCCCGCGGCUGCGGGGGGAGAUAGGCGUGUUUGUCGUAGACUGGAGGCCGACAUACUUCGACGCGCUGGAGGCGGGUGGAGGUCGCCUUCAAGCGCUCUCCUUGCAGCUCUCCGAGGGUGUUGGGGAGCGCGAGCUUUCCCUCAUCCUGAAGUCUUGUCCAAAUUUGCUCCGCUUCUGCCUGUCGGACUACGACCUUGUUGGGGACAUCCCGGGCCACUUCCUGUGGGACCUUCCAAGCCACCUCACCGAGCUGAGGCUGUGUCUGCUUCGAGACCUGCAGGACUCAGCCUUGCAGGCGGCUGUCAAAGCUGCGCCAAAUUUGCGAUCUGUUCACCUGGAGGGUGUUGACGAACUCACAGACCAUGGUAUUGCUGCCCUGGGCUCGUUAAAUCUUCGGGAGCUGUCCCUGGUUUUUACCCGUGCAGCAUCACCACAAAUCUUGGAGUCGACGCUGUUGCACGUCUUAUGCGACACCCAUUGCACAGGGCUCGAGGCACUUGAAUUCUCCGAGCGUGCUGGGCCGUCUCUGGUCCUAUCUGAUCAAGGCGCCAACUUUGCGCAGGCGCUUGCAAGGCAUGGAAGGUCCCUCAGAGCUUUGACACUCUCGGGCGUGGUGGGGCUUGGCGACAUUGCCUUCCAAAUUCUUGCAGCUUCCUGUCCGAACCUGCGUGAGCUGUCCCUAUACAAACCUGGGCAUCAACUGACAUCAGCCGGAUUACAAGAAGGCUUGAGGCAGCUUUCCUUGGAACAUGUCAGCCUCGGCUGUGUUGCCGACUUUCUUGGCGCGUUUCAGGCCAUUAGAUGUGCAGGACUCGGGCUCCGGUCCUUUGAGAUGACUCGCUACUUUCGCACCGCUGCAGAUGAGUCCGUGCUGUCUGUUUUGCAGCAUCUGCGCAGUGGCUACUUUCCUCGUUUGUACUCGGCGAUCUUCCGCGGGACGUUUUCCUCCGAACAGGUUUCUACUUGUUACGAGGACAUGUCGCGUGACCGGUGGGAAACUGCCGACUUGAGCUGGGUGCAGCUUGACGAUCAGACCUUUUCGAUCAGAUGGCCGUAUCCCGCGUCUGCUGCAAAGUCUUGUGAGUCUUUCGUUACUGUGCAUCUGCAAAGGUGCUUCAAAGAGAGUGAUUUUGGAUGA